Molecule: messenger RNA, 6176 nt
Organism: Diceros bicornis minor
Lineage: Eukaryota; Metazoa; Chordata; Mammalia; Perissodactyla; Rhinocerotidae
Gene: ARL5C
Product: ADP ribosylation factor like GTPase 5C
Exons: 6
Coding region: 3981-4589 (202 amino acids)
Biological process (GO): vesicle-mediated transport; intracellular protein transport; protein localization to Golgi membrane
Cellular component (GO): trans-Golgi network; cytoplasm
Molecular function (GO): GTP binding; GTPase activity
Source: RefSeq, a predicted model, not a curated record
AACCCCGGGCUGCCCCAGCGGAGCGCGCGCACUUAACCGCUUGCACCACCGGGCCGGCCCCCCCACUGCCUUUCAGUGGAAUCAAUCCUUCAUUCCCAUGUUUAUUCAUUGAACAUUUAUUGAGCACCUACUGUGUACCAGGCACAAGUCUAAAGGGGAGCCACAGACAACUCAGGACAACACAAUGAGCUCUCUGAUGUGGGGAGCCCUGGGUACUGGGGGAACCUGGAAGAGGGGUCACUCCCUAAGCUGUGGAGUGCAGGAGAGGCUCCCUGGAGGAGGUGAAGCUUGAGUGGAGUCUAGAAGGUUGAUUAAGAGUUAACCUGGGCAGAGAAGUGGGGGAAGUGUUCAAGGCAGGGGAAGUGGGAGACAUGCAUGACCUGUUCUUGGCGCUUCAAUAGCAAAGUAUGCUCUUAAGGUGGUGGUCAGAGGGGGUUCAGCAGAAGCAGGUCACAGUGGGCCUUGAGUCGCAUUAAGGAGUUUGGGCUUUGUCCUGAAACUGGUGUAGGGAAACUGAAGAAUUCUAAGUAGCAUUGGCAAGAUGGCCUCGGCUGCAGUUUGGAGCAUAGAUUAGAGGACCUAGCCUAGAAACGGCUGCAAUGCUCCAGGUGAGGAGUGAGGAGGGUUUGCAUUAGGCCACAGUAGUAGAAUGCGAAAGGAGGCAAUGGCUUCCAGUGACAUCCAGCAGAAUUGAGAGCUCUUGGAGAGCAAUUGGAGGUGGCCAGUGAGAGAGAGGGACGUGCCUGGGGAGACUGUGGGUGGUGGUAUUCCUAGACAUGGAGGAAGCAGAUAAAAGAAACAGGUUAGAGGCAGAACCAACAUCUAGCUUUGGGCAAGGUGGAUUUAAGGUGCCUGUAGGGGAAUCCAAGAGGAGAAGAGCAGAAGACAGCUGGGUGCUGGGUCUGGAGCUCCACAGAGAGCUCCAUCUAGGGUGGAGCCUGGUAUUUUGAAUCAAGGGCAGGGAUUAUUAACUUCAGUUCACAGAUAAAGCUCAGCGAGAUUAAGCAAUUUGUCCAUAGUUACACACCCAUAAAGCAAGGACUUGAACUCAGAUCUUUGGAUUUCAAGGUCUGUGGUGUCCGUGACCCCCAAGUCUAAUGCUAACUCCCCUCCCCCAGGAUGCCCCAGCUUUUGCAAGGGGAGGGGGGUUGGGCAGGAGGAAGCAGCUGUCUGAAUAUGGUUCUAUCUCCUCUCCAUGUGCCUUCUGCCUGAAAUUGCAUAUGCCCAGAACUUGCAGGCAGAGGCACUUCUAGGUGGCUUGGAGAUAUGAAGAGAUGAGGAGAGAGAAAUUCUUGUUUCUUGGUAACCACAAGCCCUCAACCCAUGCACAAUCAGCACACUGGUGGUUGUCAACAUGUGAGAAUGUCAACAACCCUGCAGUAGGCUGGGACUAGGUUGAGAGAGGCUCGUGCUACUACCACGGCCACUUCAGGGACUUGAGAACUGAGGUGCUGGGGACCCCUCCUACCUGGUACCGCUCAUCUCCUUCCUUGACUAGCUGCUUCUGUCUUUGCAGUAGGUUCUGCCCCAGAGUGAGGAGGUCAGAGAGGCCUCAGUCCUAGGUGUGGCUGAAGCUUUCCACCUUUCGAAAAUCAAAUGAGCUGAGCUGGGCCCACAGCCUGGGAGCAAGGUGGUGUUGCAGUCCAGUACCUAGAGAAAAAUCUUGUCUUAGCCCCAGUAAUCACAUCCUCAGAGAAGUGUGCCUUGAUUCCCUUUUAAAUCAGGCCUUUACACCUACUGUCUCUCAGGGUGGUGUUUUUUUUUUUUUUUUUUGGUGUGUGUAUUUGUCUCCUCCACUGGACAGUAAGCUCCAUAAAACCUGGACUGAGUCUGUUUCAUCUGCUUGGCAUGUUUCCUAACUCCUGACUCAUACUGGUCAAAUGAAUGAAUAAGUGAAUGAAUGCCCCCUAAGAUCCAGGCUCUAGGCCUCACAGCAAAGGCGGCUCUUGUCUGUUUACUGAAUGUGCUCCAGCUAGCAGAAUGUCACUUUCAAUUCUGCAAUUGGUGUGGUGGCGGGGGGCAGGAUGCAUUAAGAGGUUCCUUCCCCCUCAGGAAACAGAUGGUAAAAAUGCUUAAAACACUGCUGUUUCCCCCAGUGCCCUCUGCACCCCCACCCUACCCCAACCAGCCGCAGACCCAGCUCCUUGUCCCCUAGGGCUGAAAUGGAAUCCCCUAGAUGGGCUCUGGUAGUAGGUUCUCCUUCCUUCUAACUCUGGGUACCAAGCUGGGUGGGAUGAAAAUUCUGUAUUUAGUGAACUAUCUUCCGUCUUCUCUCCACAGACUUCCCAGCCUUCCUCAAUCCUCUUCAACUGGUGCUCCUGCUCCCUUUUUAAUACUCCGAACACCAUUUCUCAGGCUGUAGCUUAAUUCACUGUACUUCAAUCCAGUAGCAACACAUUCCUACUAUGUGCCAGGCACUGGACCAGGCAGGGAGUGGAGGGAGUACACAGGUGAACAAGACAUGAACCCCCCGCCCCCACCCAGGAUUCACAGUUGAUUGGAAGAAACAGACAUGCCAGUUGACAAUCUCAGUGUGGAGAGAAACCCAUUUGGUUGGAGAACCAGGCCAGGGCUUGGGAAGUAGGUGGCUUUUAUGGCAGGCAGCUAAAGGGUCUCAGGAAUCCUCCUUUCUGAGAUGGUGAAAGGCGUUCAGGUGGAGAAACGCAGAAGCAAAAGCACAGUUGGAAAGGGCUGGGCAUGUGUGGGCAAGGACCAGUGGGUGCAGAACAUGGAAGAUAACCUGCAAAGGCUGGUGGAGGCUGCUCAUGGAGGCUCUUGACUGUCAGAUAAGGAGACUGAUCUGAAUGCAGUGGGCAAUAGGGAACCAUUGAAGGUUUAUGAGCUCUGGAGUAACAGACUCUGAGCUAUGCUUUAGGAAGGUUAAUAGGGCUGUGAGGAGGAUUCCCUGGGCAAGGGGGAGGCAGAGGCAGGGAGCUCAGUUACAAGGUUGUUCCCUUAGUGGAGGGGAGCACUAACCGGCUGUGGGAGGGCCGUGGCAGUGGGGUAGAAGGAAUCGGCUCUCCCCUGUGAUGACUGGCCUCUUCUUCUAACCACCCCCUCAGCCUGAGGAUGCUUUGCCUUCCCCACUUCUCUUUUUGUUUUCUGGUUUUUCCCAGUUUAAGCAAAGAAGGAAAUUCACAAACAAGAGGCUCCCCCUUCCUCUCCCUCCUCCAGGCUGGGUCUCUCUUGGCUCAGGUUCUCCUCUGCUGGGUCUUGGUAUCUGAGGUCCCUCUGUAGGGUCUCUGACUGAGAGUCUCUCUUCUUGCUCCGUCCCUGUCUUCAGAUGCCCACUCUCUGGGAUCAGGGAGCUGUGCCUGCGCAGUCAGUUUGUCAAUGAAUCGUAGAAGCAGCACUGAUUGUUCCUAGAAGAUGCCUAUCACCAAGGGACACCCAAAGGGAGGGGGGACCCUGCUCUUCCCCAAGGGAACUGACUUUGAGUGGGCCUACAGGACCCAAGCUAGUGAAACAUUUAGAGAUCGCUUGAGGGUUGGAAUAUUCUCCCAGCUCAGAGAGGACCAGGGAGACCUGUCUGCCCCACACAGCUGGUAGGUGCAGAAGGCCAGUGGCCUAGGGUUUUGCUUCAAUGUAGUACCCCAGACAUGGCACUUGGAGAAGGGAGAGCUGGGAUCCAGUUGUGGGCAACUGUGCUGAGUUUCCGAUUUGCGGUGGAGGAGCAGUCCACCAGAGAACUCUGGAGUUUUCUCCGGGUGAGGGGGAGGACAUGGAGUCUGGGCCCCAUUUUCCUUGCACCUCCAGGGCCCUGGACAGGUAGCUGGUUGUCACGGUGAAGUCCAUAGUGCCCGCGAGGGGCCAGAGUCCCAGGGGAUUCCCAGGCCCAGCAGGUGACUCGCGGGGCUUGCGUGACCUCAUUGGCAAAGCUCGUCGCCCGGCCCUCCCCCGAGGGCGGGGCUCCAAGCCGGGGUUCGACCCGGACCCUGGAAGGCCGCCGAGUCCUGCCUCUGCCUGGCCCGGGUCGCGCCAUGGGACAACUGAUCGCCAAGUUGAUGGGCAUCUUCGGGAAACAGGAGCACAAGGUUAUCAUCGUGGGACUGGACAACGCAGGAAAGACCACCAUUCUCUACCAGUUCCUGAUGAAUGAGGUGGUCCAUACGUGUCCCACCAUCGGUAGCAACGUGGAGGAGAUUGUUCUGCAAAAAACGCACUUCCUCAUGUGGGACAUAGGGGGACAGGAGGCUCUGCGCUCCACCUGGAACAUGUACUACUCCAACACUGAGUUCAUCAUCCUUGUGAUUGACAGCACGGACCGGGACCGGCUGCUGACCACUCGGGAGGAGCUGUACAAGAUGCUGGCCCAUGAGGCUCUUCGAGAUGCUUCCGUCCUGAUCUUUGCCAACAAGCAGGACAUGAAGGACUCCAUGACCACUGUGGAGAUCUCCCAACUCCUCACUCUUAGUGCCAUCAAAGACCACCCGUGGCACAUACAGGGCUGCUGUGCCCUCACCGGGGAAGGGUUAGUGGCUGCCCCACCUGGACCUCCAGGGCCUGGCCCCACCAAUGGGCGAUUGACCAUCAGAACUCUCUCCUGUCAGAAUCCGGCUCAUAGUUAUCUCCUGGGCCAAAUCAGUUGAGCACCUGCCUAUAGUUAGGAUGCUGUGGGUAAGCGGCUGCCCGCCGGGCUCCAGUGGAUGCAGUCUCGGGCCACUGCCAACUGAUGUCCCAGCCUGAGGCCAACCAGAAACUGGGGGGGUUUUGCAAGAACUACGUGGGUGGAAAACCCAAAUGACUAUUUAUUACUUUUCCGUGAUUCUCUGGUGGGACCAGGGGCAGCUGUGGACAGUGAGAUUGCCAUGGUCCACCCAACCCCUCACCGAGGAGCUAGACUGCACACCCCGAAUUGUGGCAGACAGGACAGCAGAGAAGGCUGCCCCUUGCUCCAUGGAAGUGGCUGUCCUUCUUGGAGACACCAGGGAAGCUGUUGGACGUGUUUUGGGAUUAGGAAGUGGAGUCCCCCUCCCCUCAGCCCUCAACCUCUCUGUAGGAAAAAUGGCAGCGGGGGGCCGGGCAGAGUAAGAGACCCCUAGAAUUGCUCUUUAUUUCCUAGAACCCCAUCCCAGGUUUCUGGCCCCUCAGCCGUCUUUGGGCAAAAGAGAUUCCAGAAAGGUGAAGAAGAUGGGCUCAAGGGAAGGAGGGCAGAGCCAAAAGCUGGGAGGAGGACAGGACAUCCCAGACAGAGACAGGCCUUCGUACUGCAGGGAGUCCCACUCCUCCCUGGCCUUCCAGUUCCCUCUGAGAUGCCUGCUCUGACCACAGCUUUUGAGCUUUAAGCCACCCCAUCCUAGGCCCUUCACUCCCAACGUCCUGCCACUGUGAUUCCCACUCCCAAAUGUCCCAGAUCCCUGUAGCGUCUGCUUAUCUUGUCUGUCUUUUUGUAAUGAUUUUUUUUCACAUUAUAUUAGAAUUUUUAGAAAGAAACGCUGCUGAAAACUGCUCACCUCUUAUUUCUGCCUGUUUCUUCUGCCUGUGCCUCAAACUGGCUUUUGGUUUUUGUACAAAGCUCUCAGGCAGGGGGAAAUCUGCCUUGGCAAUGGAGGAGGCGCUGCCUCAAUCCAUCUGGCUAGGGGCCUGGCUCCUGGGCCCCAGGUUCUAUGGCUCUCUGCCAGGGGACUGACACCUGGCUUGCCGGGCUGCGGAGCUCCCGGCUCUGCCCCUGCCUAGGGGAGCGAGUGGUUUGACACUGACUCUUGGAGGAGAGGAGGAGGGGCCCUUGGAGCUGGAAAAGCCCAGGAGUCCUAUCUAGGUAGAGAUGGAGGCAGAGUGGAAACGCAGGCUGCCCAUCUGUAUACAGGGAGCAGUGCUAUUACCCCAGAAGACCUGGUAUGGUUCUGUGGUCAGUGGAUCUCUCUCCUUCUCAAGUCAGGCAGUGAACAUCUUGGAGAGAGUGUGGACACAGAUAUAGAGAGCCCAGGAAGAACUCAGGAAUUCUAGCCAUCCUCACUCAGAUUCUGUGUUCUUUCCUUUAGGUUCGCCUGGCACAGUCCUCAGAUAAAAACACAAUCAAGUUAAUAUCAUUCCCUUAUUCCACAGAAAUUCAUUCUAAUAAAAGAGGUACAGCACCUCGGGGGUAUAGCUCAGUGGUAGAGCAUUUGACUGCAGAUCAAGAGGUCCCCGGUUCAAAUCCGGGUGCCCCCUCUCAUUCCUGGAGUUUUACUGUUUUC